This is a messenger RNA of Thunnus maccoyii (southern bluefin tuna), 2596 nucleotides long. RefSeq names its product BRISC and BRCA1 A complex member 1 (gene babam1). The coding region runs from base 152 to 1285 and encodes 377 amino acids. NCBI's taxonomy places the organism in Eukaryota, Metazoa, Chordata, Actinopteri, Scombriformes, Scombridae. The record is from RefSeq and is a predicted model, not a curated record. The transcript has 9 exons. Gene Ontology annotation, biological process: positive regulation of DNA repair; mitotic G2 DNA damage checkpoint signaling; protein K63-linked deubiquitination. Gene Ontology annotation, cellular component: BRISC complex; nuclear body; BRCA1-A complex.
ACCGUGUAGUUCCGGAUUCGGUCAUUUCCUGUAAGGAAGUUGUCCGUUCUAAACAAACGCUAGCUCGUCGAUAUAUAUUCUGCAAACUCUCAAUGAGUUUUACGAUAUUGAAAUCCUCGUAGCUAUAAAUCACCUCUAAUCCUGUGUAUCCAUGGAGACGCCUGAGCCUGGCCCAGCAGAUGGAGAGGAGCGCCUGGUGGAGCUGCGACCACGGACACGCUCCAACCCUGAAGGUGCUGAGGACCGUCGCAGCAGCACAGGGAGCCUCGGAGGCAACAGCAAUCCCAACAUAUCUCAGCCUGCUGUGGGCAGUCGUGUGGAGGGGGAGGGCGAGGCCUCGACCAGCGAUAGUCCUCCGAGUUCCACCACCACGACCGUCUCCACAGCGGCCGCUCAGACUGUAGCACCCGCUGCUGUAGCGGCAACAGCUGCAGCCAGUGUCUCAAUGCCACUAUCUACUACUGCUGUUGCAGCCAAAGAGAGGCCGAAGCCCACACAACAGCAGCCCACACUGACAACCCCGGUCCCCCCACCAGCAGAGUACCAGCUCCGAGUUCCCCGCGUCAACUGCCCCGAGAAAGUGAUAAUCUGCUUAGACCUUUCUGAAGAGAUGUCUUUACCCAAGUUGGAGUCUUUUAAUGGGUCUAAAACAAAUGCCCUGAACAUAUCCCAGAAGAUGAUCGAGAUGUUCGUCAGAACUAAACACAAGAUUGACAAACGCCAUGAGUUUGCCCUGGUGGUAGUCAAUGAUGACGCUCUGUGGCUGUCAGGCUUCACGUCGGACCCCAGGGAGCUGUGCAGCUGUCUGUAUGACCUGGAGACCAAUGUGUGCGAGUCCUUUAACCUGGAAGAUCUUCUAAAUGUAAUUCGUCAGAAGAUCGAGCUGCCGUUGAUGGAGAAUGUUCAGACCAUCCCACCUCCAUAUGUGGUGCGGACUGUGCUCAUCUACAGCCGUCACGCAGGACAACUACAGUUCAACCCUUCUGAGGCUGUCGGUAAAAUGCUUCAAUCUCCUUACUUUUUCUUUGACGUUGUCUACCUCCAUAAUGGUGUGGAGGAUCAGGGGGAUGAGACGAGCUGGAGGGAGAACUACACCUCUUUCUGCAACCUCGACUCAAAGGGCAUGUGUUAUCGCUAUGAGGUUUCCCUGAGUGGACCCGCCAUCGAGCUGCACAACUGCAUGGCCAAACUCUUGGCUCACCCUUUGCAGAGACCUUUCCAGAGCCAUGCAUCUUACAGCCUCCUGGAGGGGGAGGACCCCCAGGACAUCGAGGCUACUGUCUAGAAUGGGACUCUCUCAUUAAAGCCCUGCUUCUAUGGGAAAUGCACACACACUGUAGUUCAACAUAAAAGGACUGGGGUUUCCCAAAUAUAACUUAUCUCUGAGGGUUUUUCCAUUAACUUGCUAUGGCACAAAAAUAAUGGGUUUAAGAUUAUUUGGGAAAACCAAGACAGGUUCUUAAGAAACAAGAUGGUUUAUACAGGCUGAUAUUAACACAGUCUCUGUGUUUCAACAAGAGAAUGAUUGAGGGAUUGAUUGUUUGAGGCUGAGAUAAUGAUUUAAUUAUCUUAUUUUUAGCUUUAAAGUUACUCUUGUGGAUGAUGUAGUGAUGAAGUAGAUGUCAGACCUGAGCGAUGGUAGAGAAGAAGGAGAUGAGGAGGGAAAAAAAAUAAAAAGCAACAGUAACACUUUAGCGACCUUACUCUCUAAACAUUUGUUUUUCUCUCAGAUCUUAGACCACACUGAUGUCUGUAAGUCUUAAAGGGUGAAAUCAGUGUAAACAAGCUGCAAUACCUGUAAUAAUUUUCCAUAGCAGGUUUUUUGAGACUUUGAAGUAAUGAACUGGAAUAUAUUGUACUGUAUCACGUUGCUCAUAUUUUCUGUAAUAUUGCCUUUCCUUUUAGUUGGUAAUUUCCACCUUUGCUGCCUGUUUUAAUGUAUUUUUUUUAUUUUAUAAGGGGUUGCAUUUAUUCAUUUGUUCAUUUGUCACUAGUGUAUAUUACACAGACAAUGACAGAAUGUACCGUAAUGUAGGUGUGACCUGAUUUGAUCCAUUUUUUUUCCUUGACAAUGAUCUCUGUAGCGUUGAUGCUUCGAUUGUGAAAAAGGCCCCUCGUACUGCCAGUCUAGCUGCACUUGAAACACACUGUACAGAUGAGCUUUCUGAAGCUGUUUCUGGACAUAAAAAAAAAACAUGUUUAAUCCUAUUUUUUCAUCCUCAGAUGUUGAAUUUUGUGUCUGUGCUUUCUACGUUCUUGUCACGAGAUGGCAGCAGAUUGCCUCUAGAAAUGAAGCUGAUUCUGAACUCAAAGUCCUUGUUGAAGAAAUGGAGUUAGAAAGGAGUUGCAUAUUUAUAAAGCCACUACAUUUUUGUAUUCUAAACAGGCUUUUCUUUAAUGCUUUUAAGGCUUUUCUUAUGCUUUCAUCAAUGUUAAACUUUUUUUGUAAUGCUAAACUACAGAUGUCGUUACUCUCAAACUUCAUAAUCACUCUAAUAUUGCUGAAUCUGUAUGACAGCAUGAUUAAGCAGUUAUUGUAAAUGUUAUCUCUUAUGGCACAAAUAUUACUUGAGUUGUAAAGAUAUAUUUUCCUUUA